This is a messenger RNA of Fukomys damarensis (Damara mole-rat), 5729 nucleotides long. RefSeq names its product apoptosis resistant E3 ubiquitin protein ligase 1 (gene Arel1). Gene Ontology annotation, biological process: positive regulation of protein catabolic process; negative regulation of apoptotic process; proteasome-mediated ubiquitin-dependent protein catabolic process. The transcript is spliced from 21 exons. Gene Ontology annotation, molecular function: ubiquitin-protein transferase activity. The record is from RefSeq and is a predicted model, not a curated record. The coding region runs from base 628 to 3099 and encodes 823 amino acids. NCBI's taxonomy places the organism in Eukaryota, Metazoa, Chordata, Mammalia, Rodentia, Bathyergidae.
CCCGGAAGCGGAAGUCACUUAGAGAAACGGAAAAAUCCAGAGCCGGCUGUCAGCCCCAGCAGAGACCUAUAAUUGGUGUUUCUUCGGGGGACAGUUGAGGGUAGGCUUUCUGCCGGUUGCUGCGGCCGCCUCCCAGGAUACCAGAGCUGGGAUUUCCCUGACGCUCCAGACCUCAGUUCAGAUGUCUUUAUAGAGCUUUGUAGGUCUCUUUGGUGAAGAUGCCUUAAUAGUAAUGAAGAGUUGAAAUUGAACCAAGGGAUUCAUUCAUGCUAGAAUAGGAUGCUGGGACACCAGAAGAAAUGAUGCCUUCAACAGUGAAUCGCACCCUGCACUAGAGUAGUCUGGGAAUGACAUGUUCCUGGGCUGGAUUUCGUCACCUCAGAAUUCAUGCAGUUCAUUUCAGAAACACUGAUCCUCUGCUUACUGUGACACAUCCUCAGUAAAGGUCUGAUGGACAGACCUUUUUUGGAGACUUUGUGUCCUUCCUCUUCAUAUGGAAGUUGGAAGACAAAGUGAAAGGAGCCAAAAGUUACCUGCUUUGGUGAACAACUUGGUUCUCAAAACAUGGGCCCUCGUUUAAAGCUGCAGCUGUGAUCCUCGGCUGUCUGUUGGCAUUGAAGGGACCUGAUGUUUUACGUUAUUGGUGGAGUCACAGUGUCUGUGGUUGCAUUCUUCUUCACAAUUAAGUUUCUCUUUGAGCUUGCCGCACGUGUAGUCAGCUUCCUUCAGAAUGAGGACCGUGAACGCCGAGGGGAUCGAACUAUUUAUGACUACGUGCGGGGAAAUUACCUGGAUCCACGGUCCUGCAAAGUCUCCUGGGAUUGGAAGGACCCCUAUGAGGUGGGCCACAGCAUGGCCUUCCGAGUGCAUUUAUUCUAUAAGAACGGGCAGCCUUUCCCUGCACAUCGGCCUGUGGGACUGAGAGUUCACAUCUCCCAUGUUGAACUAGCAAUGGAAAUUCCAGUGACCCAGGAAGUCCUUCAGGAGCCUAAUUCUAAUGUAGUAAAGGUGGCCUUCACUGUGCGUAGGGCUGGACGUUAUGAAAUUACAGUGAAGCUUGGUGGAUUAAAUGUGGCCUAUAGUCCCUACUACAAAAUUUUUCAGCCUGGAAUGGUGGUUCCUUCCAAGACCAAAAUUGUGUGCCAUUUUUCUACUCUUGUAUUGACCUGUGGGCAGCCACACACCCUUCAAAUAGUGCCCCGAGAUGAGUAUGAUAACCCUACAAACAAUUCCACAUCCUUGAGAGAUGAGCACAAUUACUGUUUGUCCAUUCACGAGCUAGGCCCUCAAGAAGAAGAGAGUACUGGAGUUUCAUUUGAGAAGUCAGUGACGUCUAACAAGCAGACUUGCCAGGUGUUCUUGCGACUCACCCUGCAUUCUCGAGGUUGCUUUCACGCCUGCAUUUCAUACCAACAUCAGCCGAUCAGUAAUGGAGAAUUUGACAUUAUUGUCCUAAGUGAGAAUGAGAGAAAUAUCGUUGAACGCAAUGUGUCCACUUCAGGAGUGAGUAUUUACUUUGAGGCUUAUCUUUAUAAUGCUACCAACUGUACCAGCACACCAUGGCACCUUCCACCCAUGCACAUGAGCUCUUCACAGCGUCGGCCCUCCACUGUUGUGGAAGAGGAAGAGGAAGACUCACCCUCUGAGUGCCACACCCCUGAGAAAGUGAAGAAACCGAAAAAGGUGUACUGCUAUGUGUCACCAAAGCAAUUCUCAGUGAAGGAAUUCUACUUGAAAAUCAUUCCCUGGCGCCUUUACACCUUCCGAGUAUGCCCAGGAACAAAAUUUUCAUACCUUGGCCCUGACCCUGUUCAUAAACUCCUCACACUAGUGGUAGAUGAUGGCAUUCAACCUCCUGUGGAACUCAGCUGUAAAGAGAGGAACAUUCUUGCGGCCACUUUCAUCCGCUCCCUACACAAGAAUAUUGGAGGUUCUGAGACCUUUCAGGACAAGGUGAACUUUUUCCAGAGAGAGCUUCGGCAGGUACAUAUGAAAAGACCACAUUCCAGAGUCACCCUGAAGGUCAGCAGACAUGCCUUGUUGGAAUCGUCUCUGAAGGCUACUCGGAAUUUCUCUAUCUCAGAUUGGAGCAAGAACUUUGAAGUAGUUUUUCAGGAUGAGGAAGCUCUGGACUGGGGAGGGCCUCGCCGGGAAUGGUUUGAGCUAAUCUGCAAAGCACUAUUUGAUACCACCAAUCAGCUCUUCACCCGAUUCAGUGACAACAACCAAGCAUUAGUGCAUCCCAACCCUAAUCGCCCAGCUCAUCUGCGCCUGAAGAUAUAUGAGUUUGCAGGGCGGCUGGUUGGCAAGUGUCUUUAUGAGACCUCUCUGGGAGGAGCCUACAAGCAGUUGGUCCGAGCUCGUUUCACCCGUUCUUUUCUGGCCCAAAUCAUAGGACUACGAAUGCAUUACAAGUACUUUGAAACAGAUGACCCUGAAUUCUACAAAUCUAAAGUUUGUUUUAUCCUCAACAAUGACAUGAGUGAGAUGGAGCUGGUCUUUGCAGAAGAGAAAUAUAACAAGUCAGGUCAACUGGAUAAGGUUGUAGAACUUAUGACAGGUGGAGCUCAAACCCCAGUCACCAAUGCAAAUAAAAUCUUCUAUCUAAACUUGCUGGCCCAGUACCGGCUGGCCAGUCAAGUGAAAGAGGAAGUGGAACAUUUCUUAAAAGGCUUGAAUGAAUUGGUCCCUGAGAACCUUUUGGCUAUUUUUGAUGAGAAUGAGCUGGAGUUGCUGAUGUGUGGAACUGGAGACAUCAGUGUGUCUGACUUUAAAGCCCAUGCAGUGGUUGUUGGUGGUUCAUGGCAUUUCAGAGAAAAGGUUAUGAGGUGGUUUUGGACUGUGGUUUCCAGUCUAACCCAGGAGGAGUUGGCUCGGCUACUUCAGUUCACAACAGGUUCUUCUCAACUACCGCCUGGAGGCUUUGCCGCCCUCUGCCCCUCAUUUCAGAUUAUUGCAGCGCCAACCCAUAGCACGCUGCCUACUGCACACACGUGUUUUAACCAGCUGUGCCUCCCUACGUAUGACUCAUAUGAAGAGGUGCACAGGAUGCUGCAGCUGGCCAUCAGCGAGGGUUGUGAGGGCUUUGGCAUGCUCUGACCACUCGCCUGUUACCUACUUGGCGCCCAUGCUCUCUGGAGCUUCUUGCGCGUGUUACAGACAUGAUCAUUGGCCCUAACACACAUAACCAUCAGCCAGAAGAUGCCGCAUGCUUCCCUCUGUCUGGAUUCUUUUGUCACCUACAGGCCUUGUCCUUACCUCAUCCCUUCUGCUGACAUGCAGCACAGGCCACUUUGGUACCUAAACUGAGGUCUCUGGUCAGUGAGGAGAAUGCUGCUGUUGUUUGAUUUGGUUCUUUGAUUUCAGUAGCUGAAUUUGCCUCACUGGAUAAAUACACAGGGCUCAGCCCUGUUGGGAAGCACAUGUACAGAGAACUUUAAGUCAUUCCUUGGCUUCAGCUCUCUGUGCAGAUGCUCCUAGAAGGUACCCUCUUGGCUCUCACUGCUUGACCAGAAGGGUAUGAGUCCCUCUCCUGGACAGGUGAUUGCAGCCAGGACAAGCACGGAGGGAAAGUGCAGUCUUUUUGUCCUCCCACACAAUGUAACAGACCAUGGCACUGCAUUAUGUCUUGUGAGGACUGGUAGUCAAAGGAUUUGUGUGUGUGUGUGUGUGUGUGUGUGUUAUCUGAACUGGAAAAAACACUUUCCCUGCAGGCAUUUCUGGAAGUGAUCAUUAAUCCAUAAAGAAUUUUUUGAGCUUUUUCUUGAAUUUGAGCCCAUGAGAAAAGCAGUGAGAUUGAAGAUGUGAAGGAGAGCUGAGCUGUAGCCUACAGUGUAGGAUAUGAUUCUUUCUUAGGGUGAGGCAUUGUCCAGACACAUGGCUGGUUUGAAGACUACUAAUGCUUUCCUUGAGUUUAUUCUUUGCACUGAGGUGUGUCAGGGCCUGCCCAUUGACUUCUAAUUACAGUCUCUUAAGAUCUGGGAGUCUUCAGCAUUCUUCUGAGAAAAGUUUGGCAGCAGAGGACUGGGAUGGUAAGAAUAGCAUGGUAGCAAUUCCUUAUCCCUUUGCUUGGUGUUCCCUGGUAGCAAUAAGGCAAGGCAAAUGAUCACAGGUCCCUGGUCAGGCCCCUUGGGGACAGAAUGGAGGAGAUACAUUAGACAGUUGACCCCUACUCACCCCAGGUACUUCCCCAAACUCCCAUCAGUUACCAGGAAAGGGAGCCAUAGAAGGAGGAAGCUACUGAAUAUUAGGUCCCCUGUUAAGUGUUGAUUGAAGAAGCUGCCGCCAUCUCUUAGAUGACAACAACAUCUUUUUUCAUUGUUUGAAGAAAACAGUUCUAAAGCUCAAUAUCACUUGACUUCCCAAAUUUCUGUUUUGGAGACGGCUCUGCUGCAAGCUACCAUUCCCAAUUGGACAAUCAGCUCUGAGACUAUUAUAAGCCAUCUUUAUUGCCAAAACCAGCAAGUACACCGAGUCAUGAGACAAGACAGGACUUGUUGCAAUGCCUUGGCCUCCUGGAAGCAUGUCUGAGCCCUCCUGUUCACAGGGAUUAUGAGGAAUAAGCCCUCCUGAGCUGCUACUGUUCCUGCCUGACCUCACUUCUUUGCAGUCAUCAUUUGUCCUUUCUCGGCAUGGAUGCUGACCUCACUCAUCCUUGGGGUCUGGAUCCAGCAUCAGGGCCUCUACACCCCAGGAUCCUCCAUGCCACAUGGUCACUGCUCUCCUCAGGGACCAGGACAAGGUGCUGCUGCUUGUCCAUGUUUUCCCCAUGGGACGUGUAUGGGAAAGCUUGGUCAUCAUGCUGUCACCUCUCAGGCUCAAAUAGGGGUUUCUAGCUGGGGCAUAUGGGCUGGUUCUGCUGGUUUUGGAAGUUGGUCCUCUUGGAUUCUACAUUACCCCUUCCCCCAAACAGCCCUACAGAGACCAGUGCUAGAGAUGGAGUUGAUUUUCUUGACUAGAUGUUAUUUUAAGCUCUAGUCAUAGCACUUUUUCAGCGUAUCCUUAGCCUCACUGCACCCUAGCUGGGGCAGCUGCAUCUGUAGGGUGGUCUGUAGGUACCAGGGACUAUUUAACAAAACCCUUUGAUAAGCUGGGCAUGGUAAUUCCUGCACUCUGGGAGCUGAGGCAGGAGGAUUACAGGUUUGAGCCCUCCCUGGCUAACUUAGAAACUUAAUGAGACCCUGUCUCAAAAUAAAAAAUCAUCCAAAAGGGUCUGGGGAUGUAGCUCAGUGCAGAGGCCCUGGGUUCAAUCCCAGCACCGCAAAAAGAAAAGGCAAAACCCUUUGGUACUAUUGUGGUUUUCUAUUCUUCCAGUUUACUCUUCCCCCCAACUCUGUUGCAAAGUGUCUUUAAAGUGUCUUUUCUCCUUUUGGCCUGUACUUUUACUUUUUUUUUUUCCUAAUCUUGUUUUGGUACUAGCCAGUGGCGGGGGCGGGGGUAACAUAUUGAUGAGAAGAAUGUGUUAUUUGGGGAGACAUUUUUUUAUUCACAUUUCUUAUUUUGGUUAGUUCUUUUACUUAUGCCCUGUGGCUUAGAUACAUGAGAGACCAGCUACUCUCCAGGUCUCAAGUAGAUACCAAGGAAGAAUGUCAGCAUGGCUCUAGAAAUUUGGCAGAGACCAAGCCCAUGUCAGGCCAGGUGAAAGGGCCUGGCAUUUAUAGCUGGUAUUGUAAAUAUUUUGUACAAUAAAUAAAUGAAUGUCUAAAAGAACAACUAAGAAGCAAAUGCCU